AUGAGUCCGCUUGUCAAGCAACUUGAUCUGGAGAACACCAGCAAGGUGUAUCAUGCUCCAGCUACCAUCACAGCCCCUGGCACCAGACUUAUCCACGUCUCUGGCCAGGUCGGCGCCACAAAGGACAACCAUGUGCCCGCCGACUACGAAUCUCAGAUCCAGCUGGCACUGUUCAAUCUUCGCAAGAUCAUGGUCGCUGCCGGCGCCACUGUCAAUGACAUUGCCAAGCUUUGUCUGUACAUCGUCGACUACGACCCCGCACACAGAAAACACACUCGCCAUAUCCAGCGCUUCCUACGAGGCCAUCGCCCGGCCAUCACCCUGGUCCCCGUGGCCCAAUUGGCCAUUCCGGGCUGGCUCUUUGAGGUUGAUGCCGUCAUCGCGUGCCCAGAACCGACUCCCUCCAUCCCUCGCUCUCUGGGAGACAGCCAACUGGGAGCCAGCGCAGUUGACGUAAUUGUUAUUGGCGCCGGUCUGGCUGGUCUAGCCGCAGCGCGCGAUGUCAUUGCCAGCGGCCUGUCCUGUGUCGUUCUAGAGUCGCGAGACCGUGUAGGUGGACGAACAUGGUCCCGACCGACCUCGGACAAGAACGGCAUCCUCGAGUAUGGCGCUGCUUGGAUCAACGAUGUCAACCAGACCAAGAUGAUUGGACUCGCGAGGCGAUACGGAGUGGAACUUAUUGAACAGAACACCACCGGCAACUGUUUAAUACAAGACGCAGAGGGCCGCAUAGGCGACUUUGCGUACGGUGAAUUGCCAAAGUUUGAUAAAGCGACAGCAGAUGAUGUCGCCCGGAUCCGCGAUACCUGCGAGGCAGAUUGCCAAGCGCUGGACACGGCCAACCCCAAAGCCACAACUCUCGACGCCAUGACAUUCGAAGCCUAUCUCAAGUCACUCAACGCGAGUGAGACAAGCAUUGCCACAGCCACCGUGUGGACCCGCGCCAUGCUUGGCGUAGAGCCCUCCGAGCUCUCAGCACUCUUCUUUCUCAACUAUUGCAAGUCUGGCGGGGGUCUUCUCACCAUGAGAUCCGAUCGCAAGGGCGGUGGUCAGCAUCUGCGCAUCAGACAAGGCACACAGUCAUUCUCGACAGGGUUAGCUUCAGAGUUGCCCAGCGAUACAGUCCGCCUGAACACAGCAGUGAGCGAUAUCAAGCAGUAUGGGCCUGGUGUCGUGGAGGUUGUGACUGAAAACGGCAAAUCCUACCGCGGCCGUAAGGUGAUCACAACAAUCCCCAGCCCGGCUCUCAAGACCAUCAACUUUGAGCCCAAGCUGGACCCCGUUAAGCUGGCUUGGUCAGAAUCAGCUAGAUAUGGUUAUUACAACAAGGCCAUUUUGCUAUUCAAGACCCCCUUCUGGGUCGAGAAGGGCUUCUGCGGCCUGGUACAGUCCUUCGUCGGCCCGGCAAGCGUCAUCCGCGACACCAGCAGCCCAGCUGACAACAAGCAUGCCUUCACCUGCUUCAUGGUUGGUGCGCCCGGAGCUGAAUGGGGAGCACUCCCCGAGGAUCAGAGAAAGGAAAGGCUCCUCGCUCAGCUUGGUGCUCUGUACGGCGACAGGGCGAGAGUGGAUGCCGACUUCGUCGAGAUGCAAUGCUUCGACUGGGCCCAGGACAGGUGGACUGGCGGCGGCUGUCCCUGCGCCAGCUUGCCCCCCGGCGUGCUUGACUCUCUUGGCUCGGGUUCUCUGCGUCAGCCUUUGGGCAACAUUCACUUUGCUGGUACUGAGACGGCGGCGGAGUGGAAAGGAUAUAUGGAGGGCGCUGUUCGCAGCGGCGAGCGUGCCGCCCAGGAAGUUGUACAAGAUCUUGCAAAAUAUUCGUACCGAUUGUAG
This is a messenger RNA of Clonostachys rhizophaga, 1833 nucleotides long. The record is from the annotation of a GenBank genome assembly. NCBI's taxonomy places the organism in Eukaryota, Fungi, Ascomycota, Sordariomycetes, Hypocreales, Bionectriaceae.